CGUCACGUGACACAAGCGGCGAGAGAAGCAGCAAACGGCUCCGAGCCUCAUCAUCACCACCAUCAUCAUCAUCACUUCCACCGCCAGCAGCAGCAGCAGCACCGCGGCAGCGCAGAUACCGAUACACCGGAGCGGAUUCACGGAGCCGGGGCCGAGCCAUGGCGGGCUCCCGCUAACAGCAGCUCCGCGGUUUCCCUCUUUGUUCUCCCUCCACGUCCCGUCGUCUCUUACGCGCCUCCGCUGAGGAGGGGCCGCCGAGGAGAAGCAGGAGGAAGAGGAGGAGGAAGAGGAGGAGGCGGCAGGAGCAGCAGCUGCAGCAGCAGCGGUUUGAGGUGUUUUUGAGUGCGGAAUGGCGGACCGAGAGGCGUCGCCGAUACCGCUGGAGAUCCGAGCCCGACUGGCGGAGCUGGAGCUGGAGCUGUCAGAGGGGGACAUCACUCAGAAGGGUUAUGAGAAGAAGAGGUCCAAGCUGAUCAGGGCAUUUGUUCCUCAUGCUGGAGGUAUGGAAGGACCCAUGUCUCACCGGGCGGCACUCGGGCCUCCCUCCGCCGCCCGUUUCCACCGACGGAGAACCUCCGGCACCAGAGACGAGCGCUAUAGAUCAGACGUCCACACUGAGGCCGUGCAGGCCGUGUUAGCCCGACACGUGGAGAGGAAGGUGGCCGUGCCCAUGCCUUCCAAAAGACGCUCGCUGGUGGUGCAGACGUCUAUGGACGCGUACACACCUCCAGGCCUGUCCCCCCUGUGCUCAGACUCGUCGUCGGGCUCGGACGAGGAGGCGGGGCCAGGCGACGACAUGUCUGGCAUGGAGCACUGGAUGAGCCGCCCCACCCAGCUGGGCCCCGCCCACCUGGGCUCCACCUCCUCCUCGUCCUCGUCGACUCAGAGCGGAGGCAGUGGCAACGCUGGGCGACUUGCUGACUCUCUGGCACACACGCACCUGUCGCACCUGGCACACGCUCACCUGUCGCACACGCACCUGGGCCAGUCUCACCACCAGCAGAGCCACCUGUCGCAGUCGCACCAUGGUAUCGGUCACCUGUCCCUGAAGAGGAAGGGUGCGCUGAGCGUCGCCGAGAACGGAGGAUCUCUGCGACGAUCCUGCGAGUUUGGCUCUGACAUGUUGUGGCCGCCACCGCUAGAGUCUGACGAGAAUCACUCGACUCCCCCGGAUGUGACCGGAUACUCGUCGGACUCACCUCACUCCCACACAGAGCGCCACCACAUGGCCAACAUGGGAACCAUCGCCAGGAACACGCAGAAGUACGGCAACGCCGAGCGCAUGGAGACGGGCGACGGCGUCCCCGUCAGCAGUCGUGUGUCGGCAAAGAUCCAGCAGCUGGUGAACACACUGAAGCAGCCUCGCAGACCUCCUCUACGAGAGUUCUUUGUGGACGACUUUGAUGAGCUUCUGGAGGUCCAGCAACCUGACCCCAACCAGCCUCGGCCAGAGGGGGCGGAGAUGAUGCCGGUGCGAGGCGAGGCGCUGGGCGUGGUCACGAACUGGCCACCCUCCCUGGAGGCUGCGCUCCAACGCUGGGGCACCAUCUCCCCGAAAGCCCCGUGCCUCACCAGCCUGGACACGGCGGGGAAGCCGCUCUACGUCCUCACAUACGGGAAGCUGUGGUCUCGCAGCAUCAAGCUCGCCUACAACAUCCUCCACAAACUGGGCAGCAAGCAGGAGCCCAUGGUGCGACCGGGGGAUCGGGUGGCUUUGGUAUUCCCUAACAACGACCCUGUCGCCUUCAUGGUGGCCUUCUACGGCUGCCUGCUGGCCGAGGUGGUUCCUGUCCCGAUAGAGGUUCCCCUGAGCCGUAAGGACGCGGGCAGUCAGCAGAUUGGCUUCCUGUUGGGCAGCUGCGGCGUUACCGUGGCGAUGACCAGCGACGCCUGUCAUAAAGGUUUGCCCAAGAGCGCGACAGGAGAAAUCCCUCAGUUCAAAGGUUGGCCUAAGCUGCUGUGGUUUGUCACAGAGUCGAAGCAUCUUUCCAAACCUCCCAGAGACUGGUUUCCUCACAUUAAAGAUGCAAACAACGACACGGCGUACAUCGAGUAUAAAACCUGUAAGGAUGGCAGUGUGCUGGGCGUCACGGUGACAAGGAUCGCUCUGCUCACACACUGUCAGGCUCUCACUCAGUCCUGCAGCUACACUGAGGCUGAAACCAUUGUGAAUGUUCUGGACUUUAAGAAAGACGUCGGUCUGUGGCACGGAAUCCUGACGAGUGUGAUGAACAUGAUGCAUGUGAUCAGUGUUCCCUACUCACUGAUGAAGGUCAACCCUCUGUCAUGGAUCCAGAAAGUCUGUCAGUAUAAAGCUAAAGUGUCCUGUGUAAAGUCCAGGGAUAUGCACUGGGCUCUGGUCGCCCACAAAGACCAGAAGGACAUCAACCUGAGCACGCUGAGGAUGCUGCUGGUGGCCGAUGGCUCAAACCCCUGGUCGAUCUCCUCCUGCGACGCUUUCCUCAACGUCUUUCAGACCAAAGGUCUCAGAGCAGAGGUCAUCUGUCCCUGUGCCAGCUCACCUGAGGCUCUCACUGUGGCCAUCAGGAGACCGGUGGAGGACAGCAGUCAACCCCCGGGUCGAGGCGUUCUGUCCAUGCAGGGUCUGAGUUACAGUGUCGUCAGAGUCGACACCGAGGAGCGACUGUCGGUUCUGACCGUGCAGGAUGUGGGCACCGUCACACCAGGAGGUCUGGUGUGUGUGGUGAAACCAGAGGGCGUCCCUCAGCUCUGUCAGACGGACGAGAUCGGAGAACUCUGCGUCUGCUCCAUCGCCACUGGCACGUCUUACUACGGCCUCACCGGCAUGACCAAGAACACGUUUGAGGUUUACCCCGUGAGCUCCAGUGGCGGGCUGGUCAGCGAGUACGCCUUCGUCAGGACCGGCCUGCUAGGCUUCGUGGGUCCCGGUGGCCUCGUCUUCAUCACAGGGAAGAUGGAUGGACUCAUCAUGGUGAGCGGGCGGCGGCACAACGCCGAUGACAUUGUCGCCACGGCCCUGGCGGUGGAGCCGAUGAAGUUUGUCUACAGAGGCAGGAUAGCAGUGUUCUCUGUGACGGUACUGAGAGACGAGAGGAUCGUGGUCGUCGCCGAGCAGCGUCCCGACUCCACGGAGGAGGACAGCUUCCAGUGGAUGAGCCGCGUCCUGCAGGCCAUCGACAGCAUCCACGGCGUGGGCGUGUUCUGUCUGGCGCUGGUUCCAGCCAACACGCUGCCCAAGACUCCACUGGGCGGCAUCCACCUGUCAGAGAUCAAGCAGCUGUAUCUGGAGGGAGGUCUUCAUCCCUGCAACGUCCUCAUGUGUCCACACACCUGCGUCACCAACCUGCCCAAACCACGCCAGAAACAACCAGAGAUUGGCCCCGCCUCUGUGAUGGUGGGUAAUCUGGUGUCAGGGAAGAGGAUUGCUCAGGCCAGCGGCAGAGAUUUGGGACAAACGGACGACAACGACCAGUUCCUGUUCCUGUCAGAGGUUUUGCAGUGGAGAGCUCAGACCACACCGGACCACGUCCUCUACACACUGCUCAGCUCACGGGGGGCGGUGUCCAACUCUCUCACCUGUCUGCAGCUGCACAAGAGGGCGGAGCGAGUGGCCGCUCUGCUGAUGGAGAGAGGCGGUCUACAGGAAGGAGACCACGUCGCUCUGGUUUACCCGCCAGGUAUCGACCUGAUCGCGGCGUUCUACGGCUCGCUGUACGCCGGCUGUGUUCCCAUCACGGUGCGACCGCCACACCCUCAGAACAUCUCCACCACGCUGCCGACUGUCAAGAUGAUCGUCGAGGUGAGUCACUCCGCCUGCGUGAUGACCACGGCGGUCAUUUGUAAGCUGCUGCGCUCCAAGGAGGCCACGGCCACUGUGGACAUCAGGAACUGGCCUCCUGUUCUGGACACUGACGACCUGCCAAAGAAGAAACCUCCCUCUCUGUAUAAACCCACUAACCCUGAUGGUUUGGCGUACCUGGACUUCAGUGUGUCCACGACAGGGAUGUUGGCUGGAGUUCAGAUGUCCCAUAAUGCAGUUGGAGCGUUCUGCCGCUCAGUGAAGCUUCAGUGUGAGUUGUAUCCGUCCAGAGAAGUGGCCAUCUGUCUGGAUCCGUACUGUGGCCUUGGCUUUGUCCUCUGGUGUCUCUGCAGCGUUUACUCGGGUCAUCAGUCCAUCCUGAUCCCUCCGGUGGAGCUGGAGUCAAACCCGGCUCUGUGGCUGCUGGCCGUCAGCCAGCUCAGGGUGCGAGACACUUUCUGCUCCUACAGUGUCAUGGAGCUCUGCACCAAAGGACUGGGACUGCAGACCGAGGCGCUCAAGGCUCGGGGUCUGGAUCUGUCCCGGGUCCGGGCCUGCGUGGUGGUGGCGGAGGAGCGACCCCGGAUGUCGCUCACGCUCUCCUUCUCCAAACUGUUCAAAGACCUUGGGCUCCACCCGCGAUCUGUGAGCACGGCGUUCGGCUGCAGAGUGAACCUGGCCAUCUGUCUGCAGGGAACUUCAGGACCGGACCCCACAACGGUGUACGUGGACAUGAGAGCGCUGCGUCACGACAGGGUGCGGUUGGUGGAGCGAGGUUCUCCUCACAGUCUGCCCUUAAUGGAGUCCGGCAAGAUCCUGCCUGGAGUCCGCAUCAUCAUUGCAAACCCGGAGACUAAAGGACCUCUGGGAGACUCUCACCUCGGAGAGAUCUGGGUUCACAGCGCUCACAACGGCAGCGGCUACUACAGCGGCUACGGCGAGGAGGUUCUUCAGUCCGACCACUUCAACUCCAGACUCAGUUUUGGAGACACACAGACGAUCUGGGCCAGGACGGGGUACCUGGGCUUCCUGCGCCGCACCGAGCUCACCGACGCUAACGGUGAGAGACACGACGCUCUGUUCGUGGUCGGAGCUCUGGAGGAGGCCAUGGAGCUGCGCGGGAUGAGAUAUCACCCCAUCGACAUCGAGACGUCCGUCAUACGAGCUCACAAGAGCAUCAUGGAGUGCGCCGUCUUCCCCUGGACCAACCUGCUGGUGGUGGUGGUGGAGCUGGAAGGCUCCGAGCAGGAGGCCCUGGACCUGGUUCCCAUGGUGACCAAGGCGGUGCUGGAGGAGCACUACCUGAUCGUGGGCGUGGUGGUGGUGACGGACAUCGGCGUGAUCCCCAUCAACUCGCGCGGCGAGAAGCAGCGCAUGCACCUGCGCGACGGCUUCCUGCAGGACCAGCUCGACCCCAUCUACGUGGCCUACAACAUGUAGCCUGACCCUGUGUGUGUGUGUGUGUGUGUGUGUGUGUGUGUGUGUGUGUGUGCG
Messenger RNA from Solea senegalensis (Senegalese sole), 5275 nucleotides. RefSeq names its product disco-interacting protein 2 homolog C-like. Lineage: Eukaryota; Metazoa; Chordata; Actinopteri; Pleuronectiformes; Soleidae. The transcript is spliced from 38 exons. Bases 350 to 5221 code for a protein of 1623 amino acids. The record is from RefSeq and is a predicted model, not a curated record.